Molecule: messenger RNA, 749 nt
Organism: Chelonoidis abingdonii (Abingdon island giant tortoise)
Lineage: Eukaryota; Metazoa; Chordata; Testudines; Testudinidae
Source: RefSeq, a predicted model, not a curated record
AUGCAAGACGCCUACUUCCAUAUAGCCAUUUUCCCACCCCAGAGGAGGUUCCUUCGCUUCGUCGUGAACGACCAUCACUGUCAAUUCGCAGUCCUUCCGUUCGACCUCUCUACGGCCCCGCGGGUAUUCACCAAGUGUAUGGCUGUAGUCGUCGCCCACCUUCGCCGCAGUCACAUACAUGUAUUUCCCUACCUCGACGACUGGUUGAUCCGAGGAUCCUCAGAGAUGCAAGUCCUCAGCCACGUCCACACGGUCAAGCGGCUUUUCGCCCAUGUGUUUGAUCUGAGCAUUAAUAAAUACGAAGCUAUCUGCAGCCAGCCUGUUGUGGCCAAGAAGAAAAACAAAAUCACCCAUGUCCAGUUUAACCCCAUCUACCCCAUUAUCAUUAUCGGAGAUGACCAAGGCCACGUCACCUGCCUGAAACUCUCCCCCAACCUACGCAAGAUGCCUAAGGAAAAGAAAGGGCAAGAGAUUCAGAAGGGCCCUGAGGUGGAGAUCACGAAGCUGGACAAGCUGCUAAACCUGGUGAGGGAACCGGCAAACAAGCCCGAGAAGUGAGAGAGAGAAAGGAAGUCCAGCCUGCUCCCAGCUGCACAGUGCCUCCUCUCCAUCCACGUGCCGGGAACUGCCAGGCUCUGCAAACAGGCUCUCCUUUGACGGGCUCCUGUUUGCCAUGCAGGUAACGGCCCUCUGAGCCUCCCGUCUCAUACGCAGCAGGAACAGUGGCUUCCGCGUCCAAAUAAACAUGU